This is a messenger RNA of Daldinia caldariorum, 3853 nucleotides long. RefSeq lists its product as uncharacterized. The record is from RefSeq and is a predicted model, not a curated record. The coding region runs from base 234 to 3188 and encodes 984 amino acids. Gene Ontology annotation, biological process: establishment of cell polarity; osmosensory signaling pathway via Sho1 osmosensor; signal transduction involved in filamentous growth. Gene Ontology annotation, molecular function: osmosensor activity. Lineage: Eukaryota; Fungi; Ascomycota; Sordariomycetes; Xylariales; Hypoxylaceae. Gene Ontology annotation, cellular component: site of polarized growth; cell surface; plasma membrane. The transcript has 3 exons.
AAAAAAACAAAAAACCAACAACAGCAACAACCAACUACUACGUAACAAAAUUAUUCUGCUUGCAAACAAGCAUCCACUCGUUGACAUUUUUUGUCAAGUACAUUCGUUCUAAAUUAUCCUGACAUAUUACGAUUUUGCAUAGCCGUCGAUCUUGACCAUAUUCCCCCGUCGUAGCUAUCAGACUAACUGUCAAUCUGCCUGUCGAGAAUUUUAAACCUUAACCUUAAGUCAUCAUGCAUAAGGGGUCGUUAGUCGUAGCCGCCUUAGUGGCCGCUGCGUCACUAGCAAGCGCCGAGCCGGAGAACAGACCAAAAAUCUACUUCCCCAGGCAGGUUAAGAGGCAGUAUACUAAUCACACCAUUACGAGCUCGGCGUCGCAGAGUACUCACAGCGAGUUGUCGGACUCGACGACCUCUUCCUCGACGAAGAAGGACACGAUUUCUGACUUGCUGUCGAGCCUCCUCGGGGGUUCUCCGGACGCGAGUGAUUCUUCGAUAAUAACAAGCUCUUCGACGACAACAACGAGCUCGUCGAUCACUUCGUCUAUCAAUACUCCUUCCGUGACGGGCACGUCGUCCACAAGCGAAUCCGGAUCCCAGUCCCAAUCGACGCCUCCGUCUUCAUCCUCCCAGUCCCAGUCAUCCCAGUCUGAACCUGUGUCUCAAUCUACGGGCUCGUCAGCUAAGCCGAGCAGCAGCAGGAGCGACAUCGUGGGCUCUACUGGAGGGGUUCCCCCGCUAAUUGUGCUACCAACACUUAGCUUAGAUCUCCCGACUCUAUUGCCGCCAGAGACCACGUCUUCUUCUGCUAAUAAGACAGCGAGUGCGUCCUCAACUGCAUCUCCGACGGAAACCUCGACCGAGACGACGAUUGCUGCUCCGACUACGACUGCCGAGUCUAACAAUGGAACGUCCACUGUCGAUACGAGCGCUUUACCUGUAACAGAAUCUACGAUCGAAGCCAAUACUACCACGGCACAGCCGACUUCUUCGGGUAUUCUUAUAGCUCCUACCGGUGUCGUGACUCAGUCUUCAAGCGCUCCCGCUUCUACGAGCUCGGAUGGCGGACUUAUCGGCGGUUUAACUAGUGUUGUUGGUGGAGUCACGAGUGCCCUGAGCGACGUGACGAGUGCGCUGCUCCCGGCACCAACUGCCAAUGUUACCGAGUCCGGCACAGGAGCGAGCACAAGCACUGGUGUGGAUGCUUCUAUUGAAACUAGCGCGAGCAGCACAGACAGCGGAUUGUUGCCCACUCUUCUGCCCACCUCUCUCUUCCCAACGACGACGUUUCCCGGCACUGCCCCCACCACUUCUACGGAGGUUGGUACGAAUAGUACGGACGGCGGUUUGCUGCCGACUCUGUUACCUACGUCCCUCCUUCCCACGUCGUCGUUACCGGGAAAUGCUCCUACAACUUCCACUGGAGCCGGCGCAAAUAGCACGGAUGGCGGUUUAUUGCCGACGCUUUUACCUACGUCUUUGUUCCCGACCUCGACAUCUUCCGGCAUUGCUCCUACAACUUCUGCAAUUGCUACGAACAGCACGGGCGGUGGGCUGCUACCAACCCUUUUGCCUACGUCUCUAUUCCCGACAACGUCGUUUCCUGGCACAGCCCCCACGACUUCUAUCCCCACGAUUUCUAUCUCGUCCAAUGCUUCUACUGUCUCGGUAUCAAGCUCGGAAACCCCGAUUUUGUCGCUACCGCCGAUCUUGGGAGGAUCGACCUCGUCAACAGUUUCAGCGUCGACGACCAUCAUUGGAAAUACUACGGAAUCAACAACUGCUUCAUCCACUGGUCCAGUCCCAACGUCUAUUAUCGGAAAUACGACCGAAUCAGCGACUGCUUCUUUGACGGGAUCCAGCAGCGUCAGUCUGCCGACGUCUACCGUUCCAGUUCCCAAUAAUAGCACAACGACGACCGAGUCUAGCAGUCUGUCAACUGUUACGUCUCCUACGGUGCCACUCAACUCUACAGCAUCGUCGACACAGCCUCCUACUUUGUCGUCGAGUGUCGUCUCAGUUCCGGCUAACUCGACCGUUCCCCCGACUACUACCUCCGAGCCGCCAACUACCAGUGAACUUCCCACCACAAGCUCAAGCUUUGUGUCUAUUAUUGUGCCUUCGACCAGCUCUUCUAUCAUAACUACGCCCACAUUCACACCUACGCCCACGUCUACUUCGACAAGAACCACUAGGCCGUUCACUAGCGCCACGGCGAUUGCAACAAUCACGGACUCGGAGUCUUGGCUUCCGACUACGAUCAUUGUUCAGUCAUCUACUAGUACCCCCAGUACCGGCGCGACCCAUACCGCAACAGGAAUUCCGACGUCCCUACCUAAGGCCAUUACUCCCUUGACGCAGCCGCCAGAGCAGCCCGAAGGUACCACGCUCAUUCAGAUUUCAUUCCUGUUCGGCGAGAAUUACCAGCAUCUCGUGGACGAACCCUUGGCUGCUUCCCAGAUGUUCGUACUCUUGCCUCAAGGUCUAGCGUUCGGAGGUGGUUAUGACCUUGACAGAGUCAAGAUGUUAAGCAUCAGGCCCUAUGAUACAACUGCCCGCUUGGGUUACAUUACCUCGCAGGCCAUGGUGUACUAUCCCACUGAUGGUAUUGCCCAACUCAGUGCCGAUAUUGGGUACCCUACGACGCCUUUGUACAACCAUAAGAACCCCUUGGUGAGGAACUUGACGAGCGAGAUUAACCCGGCUAUCGGUAUCAUGCCGGGCGAUGUACUUGAUGGUCUUCCUGGCCCUAGUGGAAACAGUGGUGACGGUUCAACUGAUGCUGGCACUCCCAACAACAAUGACCCAUUCGAUACCCAGGGUCCUAAUGAGAAGACAACCAGCGCGCAGCAGGGAAUGACUGCUGGUAUCGCUGUUGGUGCUGCCAGUGUUGCUGGUGCGUACGGUGCUGCCAUGUUCAUCAUCGCCCGCCGCUACAAGCGCAAGAAGCAGAGGCACCAGCGAAGCAGCUCCGUUACUUUGCCUUCGGAAAUGCGACAGAGCGGAAGUCCGGCUUUGAUGGGUGGCGCAUUGCUGAGCCGAGAUUUCACGAGCCACCCGGGAUACGGUGGGGCUGGAGCGAAUACUCGUGACAGCCAGGGCAGUGGGAGGAGUGGAAUGAACAGCUCAGCACGCACCGCGAACAUCUCGGCGCCUGUCGCAGCUGAGAACUCUCUUGGCUGGAACUGAGCAAUCGUCCAGGACCUGCACGUCACAUCCGUUUCGUUUUUUUAUAGUUCGAUACCCAUCCAGGAGGCGUUGCCAAGCCACUGUGGGCGGCCUGCCUAAGGAAUUGCGACCAUCGUGAGCAUUCACUGAGGUUUUCUUAUGAUUUACAUUCUCAUAUGGUUGGUUUUAUCAAAUGAUAUUUGAAUAUGCCACCUCAAAAAAACUUAGCUACGAAUCCUUAGCAUCGACGAAGAUGUCAGCCCAUCUUUUGCUGGCUGGUAUCUGAUGACCGAGGUACUUUAAUCUAAUGCGUUUGUUUGCGCUUUAUUUUUUUAUGGGAGCGGGAAGGGAGGCAAGAUGCUUCGUUACCGGUUUGGAGUAGAGGCUGAAAGGAGAAAACGGAUGCUGAAAGACGGCUCUAGAGGGCCCGCGGCAACAGCUGGCCGUGGAAUUGUACAUUUAUGACUAUCACGCCUGCUCCGAAUAGACAUGUCAAAAAUUCGAUUGUGGUGUUAAAGGAAGAUCGAUGAAAAAGACAAGUCGAGAUAAGCUAAGAGCGGCCCUCUAGAGCCGUCGCGUGUAAUGGUUUGAUAUAUACCACGAAUAGACGAAAAAGGAGAAUUUACUAAAAAAGUUCCUUUUGUUGGACUUGUCUACCUAACUUUGUAUACUGAGAAACUUUUUUU